GGCCAGGCUAGACUUCUGGGGCAGCUGGGGGUGGGAGGGGCCCCAGCUCAGUCCCAAGGCUGCCCCAGGAGGCUCAGACAGGCCCAACCUGCUCAGCCUCCCUGACAGCCAUGACCCCCUACCUGCUGGCUCUGCUGUUGGCCAACGCUGUGGCAACCCUCCUGGCAAACCCCCAUCCGGGGCCCACCCAGCCUGAUGCCCUCCUGGUGUUUCCCGGGCAGACCGCCAACCUGCUGUGUGCCCUGAAGCCGGACUUUGCCAUCCGCGACCACGGGGUCUCCUGGUACCAGCAGUAUCCGGGCAGUGCUCCUCGGUUCCUGCUCUACUAUUACUCGGAGGAAGAGCAGGACCGGCUACCUGGGCUCCCUCAGCGCUUCUCGGCCUCCAAGGACACGGCACAGAACGCCUGCAUCCUGACCAUCUCACCUGUGCAGCCGGAGGAUGACGCUGACUAUUACUGCUCUGUGUCUUACAGCUUCUAGCAGCCGUCCCACAGCCAGAGCCUCUGUGGCCUGGGCCCUCCAUGCCAGCUCUGGCUCUGGCCCUGCCCCUGGGUCCUCACCCAGCCUGGGCUCUCACUGCCAGCCUUGGCUUUUCAAUCCUCACCCGCUGGUUCCUUCAUGGGCCAUCACUAGCAGCUCCAGCCCUUCCAUCCUUGCCGGCUAGCUCCUUCCCUGUUGCCUAGCCAGCAUCUAGGGCUCCCCCUAGAGGACAUUGCUGGGGGGCCAGCCCUGAAGCCGCUGCCCAUAUCUACCUGGCUUCCCUCUCCUCCUCUAAUGGGCUGGAGCUUCCUCCCUCGCCCCCCUUUUCCAUCCUGACCUUUCUACCACCCCCACCCCAUCCCCCUUGACCCCCUUAACUAUCUCUUCUUUUUUUCUUUUUGAAAACAUCUGAAUUUAUAUAUUGUGUUUCAUACUUGUGGUCUGCUUUGGUAAAGGGGAGGUGUCUUCUCACAUCUCUUCUUUGAGGCCAUGCUUGGUUUUUAUCUUACAACACUCUGCAUAAACUAGUUUGUGGUGGUUGGUCUUUCUACUUA
Messenger RNA from Vombatus ursinus (common wombat), 1036 nucleotides. RefSeq names its product pre-B lymphocyte protein 3-like. Lineage: Eukaryota; Metazoa; Chordata; Mammalia; Diprotodontia; Vombatidae. Gene Ontology annotation, biological process: immune response; immunoglobulin production. The transcript is spliced from 2 exons. The record is from RefSeq and is a predicted model, not a curated record. The coding region runs from base 111 to 482 and encodes 123 amino acids.